AUGACGUUUAUAUUAGGAUGUGGUAAUAUAGGCUCUUUGAUAGCCACCUCGCUAAAAAAAGUGUCAAGGUCGGAAAUAACGUUGAUAUUCCAAAAUCAAAAAAGAUUAGAACAAUUUGUCAAGAAUGAAUCCACCAUCACCAUGAAAUACUCCAAUAUUAACCAGAUUGAAUCAACACAAUUUCCAGCUAUGACAUACAGCAGUCUACGAAAGUCAUACAAUCAGCGAUUGCGCUCCCUUAAUAAAACUAUAGAUCAAUUCAUAGGAAACCAGCCGCCCCAGCAUCCGGAGCAGAUAUCAGAGUCAUCAUUCCCAGUUGAUGAAGGCAAGAGAUUUAUUGAUAAUCUAAUUAUCACUACAAAAGCCCAGGACACAUACAAUUCUUUGCUUCCACUUUUCCCCUUAAUUAAUGACCAAACCAAUUUGGUAUUUAUCCAGAAUGGUGCAGGUGUAGUUGAACAAAUCUAUAAGUCUUAUUUUGCCAAACUACCUCCAAAUCAACGCCCUGCAAAUAUUUUUCAGGGAAUAAUAAACCAUGGUGUUUAUAGACUAGAUAACAAAAAUUUUGAAUUCACGCAUACUAGUAGGGGUAAAGGAGAAUUGAAACUUGGAAAAUAUACUGACCCAAACGGCUCAGAGAUCGACAAAUCAACAGAAUUGCCGGAAAUCAUUAGUGAUCUUGCAAAAACAGACCUACAUGUCAGUUAUAGUCCUAAUCCACUUGAUUUCCAGUUAGUAUAUUUUGAAAAGCUAAUUGUGAACGCUAUCGUGAACCCGCUAACCACGCUAUUCGAAUGCAGAAAUGGUGAAUUGUUGGAGAUGUCAAGAAUCAGGCCAUUAAUGACCAAAUUAUUGAAAGAAGACAUCAAAUUUCUUUAUCUUAAUUAUUUCAAUGAAAAGAAUUAUAGUGCAUCAGAUUUACAGAUCAUCCAAAACACUAUUGACGAAGAGCGUUUAAUGAAUAUCAUUCUCAAGGUUAUAAAACUAACGGCCAAUAAUUAUUCAUCAAUGUUACAAGAUUACAAGUUGAACAAAAAAUCAUUUGAAAUUAAUUAUCUCAAUGGAUUUUUUGUUAGAUCGGAUACUAGUAAUACUCCUUAUAACAAAAUGUUGGUUGAUAUGAUACAAAACAAGCAAGAUAUGAGAGACUAUAAGCAAAGUAAUAUUAGUUUAUAG
Messenger RNA from Saccharomycopsis crataegensis, 1176 nucleotides. Its product is annotated as 2-dehydropantoate 2-reductase PAN5. Gene Ontology annotation, molecular function: 2-dehydropantoate 2-reductase activity; NADP binding. NCBI's taxonomy places the organism in Eukaryota, Fungi, Ascomycota, Saccharomycetes, Ascoideales, Saccharomycopsidaceae. The coding region runs from base 1 to 1176 and encodes 391 amino acids. The record is from RefSeq and is a predicted model, not a curated record. Gene Ontology annotation, cellular component: mitochondrion; cytoplasm. The transcript has a single exon.